Messenger RNA from Macrobrachium nipponense, 13079 nucleotides. RefSeq names its product polyadenylate-binding protein-interacting protein 1-like. Gene Ontology annotation, molecular function: translation activator activity; RNA binding; protein binding. Gene Ontology annotation, biological process: regulation of translational initiation. NCBI's taxonomy places the organism in Eukaryota, Metazoa, Arthropoda, Malacostraca, Decapoda, Palaemonidae. Bases 153 to 1463 code for a protein of 436 amino acids. The transcript has 9 exons. The record is from RefSeq and is a predicted model, not a curated record.
UAGAAGCUCUGAAACGGUUUGUUUCUGUGCAGUGAAGUUCAUGCCCAAAGAACUCUUCCCAAAGGCCAUCAUCGGCUUCUUGUUGAAGUUCAUAUGUCGCUUUCUUGAUUGAAAGCAAUACGACAGGCAACACCUUUCGGCAGAACGCAGAUAUGGAAGUGGGCGUUGGGAGAGGGCGCGGGCGUGGGCGUGGUACGAACGGAUCGGAUUUAACUGACCUCAGAAGACCACAUGUACCUCCUCCAGAGGUGGUGACUUCCACUGCUGCCCCUGCUGCUGUGUCACCGCAGCCACCGAGUCCCGCGGCUCCUGUGGCGCCGCAGGCUCCGCAGCAGCAGAAUGCGACGAAUACUACCGAGGCCAAUGCAAAUGCCAAUGCAGAUACUCAAGAAGUUAAACCUAAAAAAGUAAUCUCACUUUCUGCGGAUGCACCUGAAUUUGUACCCCGUACAUUUGUACAACCAUCUGCUCAACCACAAAUUCAACCACAGCAAUCUCAGCCCCAUGUGUCUAUGGGAGAUCCGCCACAGAAUAUGCAACACCAUCAGGUAUCAAAUCCUGUCGUACCACAACCACAGAUACAGUACAUGUGCCACCCAGUUGUGUUACAAGUUAAUAACCUCGUUGUACAACUUACCAUGAAACCAAACAAGUUUGAACAGGUUGCCCGUCAAUUGACGACAAUAUUUAGUUGGCAGGUUCAAGAUGCCUUUUUAAUGAAGGAGCUUAUAACUGUCAUAUUUGAGCAGGGCGUUGGUGAAGUCAAUUUCCGUUAUAGUGGUGCAAGAUUAUGUCAGCAUCUUGCUAAGCAUGUAACACAGUCGUAUAAUGGGCCAACGUUUAAGAGUUUACUUCUUCAGAGGUGUCAUGAAGAAUUCAAUGUUCGUGAUGUAUAUCUACACUCUGAACCAACAAGAGUAACAGGUUUUACAUUGUUCCUUGCUGAGCUUUUCACACAGCUAGUAACUCCCACUUCACAACCCUUAGAGAUUCUCAGACAAGCACUUUGCCAACUUUUGAGAUCCCUUCUUGCUCAGCCCACAGAUGUCAAUCUUAAAUGUGUUGCACAGGUUUUAAAGUUUACAGGUAGUUCGUUAGAUGCUGGAAGUAGAACAGAAAUGGAUGAGGUUAUAUGCAACCUUAAAGAUGUUGCAAUGACUGCAGCCAUAUCUCAAGGUACUCGUUCACUUCUUCUCUCCGUGGUUGAACUUAGAGCCUCUAAUUGGGGACGUGGCCCUCCAUCCCCAGCACAGUCUCCUGUUGGUACACCCACACAUUCCAACAUUCCUCUUGGAACUGUGUAUUACGGACCUGGAGGAGUUAUCCAAAGAGUUGAAGAAGAUUUAGAGGACUCUGCGAGUGAUACAGAUGAUAUUGUAAAUUAUGGUUGGUCGCCUGCUGUAGAAGAAUUGGAGGGUGAUGUAGCUGAGGCAUUUGAAGAGUUCCUCAAACUUCAGCAAUGAAAUAUAAGUUUCUUUAAGGCUUUGUUGUCCUUUUAAUUUUAGAAGGCCUUAAUCUUUAUAUGUGAAAAUAGGCUUUUGAGCAGCAUUAUUAACAACAGCUGCUUAUAAUCUUUCAGAAAUAUAAUCCAAGUUCUGUGAGCGUAGUUGUUACUCAAAGGUAGUCUAUAAGGAAAUGUUUUGGUUUAUUGUAAAUUUGUUUGUGUUUCAAAGCUAGGAUCAUGUUUUAUGAAUAUUAAAUUUUAUGAGCCUUUGAGUCCUUUUUUUAGGGAGCAUACUAUCCUCCUCAGAUCCUUUUAAGUUUCACUGGACAAGCUGCAUCUAUACUGUAUGCACAGUCUUGGCUAGAAAAAUUAUUAAGAGAGCCAAAAAGUCAGGGCACUUAUUCUUAGCUAGAGAUGUGUGUGGAAAGAGUUGCAACUAGAGGGAUAGUGAAUGUUUUAAAUUUGAAUAAAAUGGCUCUUAAGUUACCCUACAAGAAAGAAGCCAUUUUGGUCAUACUGUACCCUGGCAUAUAUAUCCUGUAGCCAGCUUGAGCAUCUCUACAGUUCGCGUACAUAUUAUAUUUAAGCUAGUGAAAGAAAGGUUGUCAGGAGCUUUUAUAAAUUUUGUGACCUUACUGCUGCAAUUGUUUGGAAUGUAAGGGAAGCUUUGUUAUAGUGCUUAUUGGAAGCAGUUUGAAGUUCAUCUGGAGAUAUUUUUUUUAUUUUGUAUAUGUGGAUCUGUGUUUUGCCAAAUAAAUUUAACAUGAAGUCAAGGUAUGUUUGAUAUUAUUAAUGUAAUACUGUAUAAAAUACCUAUGAUUGACUGUAUAAAAUACCUAUGAUUGACUGCAUUAAUUUAGUAUUCUUUUCCAUGUGUUUCUCUUUGCUCAAAGAAGUCCUGAAGUAUUUAUACAGACAACUGCUUGUUACUAACAGUACUUUAGUUUUUUUAACUAUUUGCUGUGGAUUUUAUUUGCUAAAUGCCUAUAAACUAAGCACUGAAAGGUAUUUACUCUCAAGUAAUAUUCGGUUAUACAAAUGGAAGUGACUUUGCUGUUGUACUAGUGACAAGGGAGAAGGCAUUAUAAUUGCUACUGCACUUUGAAUGAAGUUAGUAUGUUCAUCAAGUAAGUUUUGAAGUCACCAUUUUUUUUUUUCAUUUUUCCACAUAUUAUUUUGUAUUCUUAAUCAUAUCAUUAUUGUCAAACAUACUUCAUUUUAAACUAAACUGUGCAAUUAAAGCCAAAGGUAUAUGCAAUGCACUUUUAUCUCAAAUUAUGGAGCUGCAUUUGAAAUUUAGAAUUGCAUAGUUUGCAAAAAAACAAAGCAUAUAUCUUUGCAAGUUUAUUUUUUGUCCCAGGUGCUACCUACUAAAUGUCUGCUAAAUGUAGAUUUAUGAGCCCAAGUCAAAUUUUUAAGAAAGACUAUUGUUUAAAUGUUACAUUUUAGCAAAAUUUUAAUAAUAUAACCACUAAUUCUUUUAUGCAUUUAGAAAUUUGUUGCUUUCAGUUUGCUGCUGCAUGCUCUUGACGAAGUAAUAGAUUGAUAUUAGUAGCAAAGAUGCAUCUUGAAAACGUAUCCCUCAUUUUGCAGCCCUUUUCACAAACAACUUACAACCCAAUAUAUGGUUCAGGGAUACUAUUAUUGUCUCCAUUCUGUAACUAAAGGUAAAACACUAAAUGGUGUUUGGUUAAUGGAGGUGCUAAGUUCAAUGGUUUCUCCUAUAAUUAAGUUUUUUAGUGGGAUUAGGCUAUUUCACUCUUUUGGUAUGAUAGGUGACUGUUCUGUUUCUUGGAAAUAUUUAUUUUAAAAUAGAUGUAAGUUCUGGAUGAUUUUUUUUCUGUUGGAAUUUAUAUAUACUUCAUACAGUACUACUCUUCUCUUUUCCAUGGAUGUAUGAAAUAACUCAUUUGGAGGGGGAUAAAUAAAUGUAAAUUGUCUUUUGACAUCACACUUGUAUCUGUAAUUUCUUGCUUUUGGUGGCAUUACAGGGUUACUCUUUAGUGUAUAUGGCCAGAUAUAUUUUGUUGUUUCUUUUUGUUACUUUUUAUUUUACAUUGUGGGGUCAUUAUUAGAGCUGUAUUAUUACUUUGUUUUUUAUCUAGACAAAUGAUGAAAUGUUUCUUAACCUAUAUUGCCUAAAUUUGAUGCAGUUCAUAUGAAAGUAGGCAUCAGCUUGUAGGCUGUUUGAUUAAUUUUGUGUAGCUUUCCACUGUUGACAUGCAUGCCUUAGUUACAAAAAUUAAUUUCCUGUUGUUGCUAUGUGAAUGACUCUGCUGUCAGAAUAUAUUCUUUUACACAACUUGAUACCUUAUUCAGCCACUGUUUCAUGUAUACUGGAAGCUUUUGAAUGUAAAAUCAAGAGUAGAGAUAUAGAUGAUUCAUGCAUCUAUAAGCUAUAUUUCUGCAAAGGGAUACUGUAAUGUACAUAAUCAUCAAGCUGUUCAUUGUGAGGGCAAGGAUCAGUGCAUUUACAGUCACCUUAGUGUACAUUUUGUUAGUAAUUCAGCUGUUGACUUCAAGGUACUGAUGAUGGUGGAUUUUAUGUAGGAUUUUAUUUUAAAGCUUGCUGAUUUGUCAGUGUAAAUUUGAAGCCUGUGUAAGAAUCUCUCUUGAUUAGUUAACAAGGCUUUUUCCUAUUGUAGACUUUACUUAAAAAAAAAGUACAUCAUGUUUAAAAUUUCCUUGUUCACCAGAAAUUUAAUAGGCUAUGAAGUAUUCAAUAAAUAGGAGACCUAAAGAAAACCACAUUAUGCUGUUUGUGCUAUUAUUCAUCUAAACUUAAAUUAUGCUGAGAUUAACAAAAUUAAAAAUUUAUUCUUCAUAAGUGAGCCUGGCCAUUUUCUACUUUAACAUGGAAUGGAUAAGUCAUUAUCACUAAUUGCAGAUGCUAAAGAAACAUGACUGUAAACCAAUAAUUUUAGUUAAACUACGGGAAAUUGGAUUUAAUUUCCACCAUUGACUAUACUAGGUCAAAGAUGAGUAUACAAUGUGCUAACUUUACGGUAUUGUGUCGUCAUGUACAAUGAUACCAGUAAUUACCACAAUGUGACCUAUAUUUCAUGAAUACCUUAGUUAUUCCAGGAAGUGAACCUAUUGCUGGCCUAAGGUUUCUGCAACAAUACUUGUAGAAAUGUUAAUAAUUAUUUGUGUAAAUAUUUAUUUAAAUUAUAAUUCUGAAAGCUAGCUCUUAAUGAGGCAUGAAUUUCUUUUUUCAGUGAUACAGACUGUUUUCAUGCAUGAUUUCUGGUCUAUGAUUGAACAUUUUACUUUCGUAGGUUGUAGUUUAUGAUCAUGAAGUACUCUCACUUAAGUUGUUAACAUACCAGAUGUAAAAUGUAUUAUGGAACUGUAAUGGAAAAAAGAACACCGAAGAGCCUAAGCUCUUCAUAAUUAUGGUAGUAUCUGUGCUAUGGUUGAUUACCAUGAGGAAACAAUUGUUCUUGGUACCCACCCAGAGCAUUUCAAGAACUACUGUAGCUGUAGGUUUAAAGUGUGAAAAUAUUUGAGCUAAAUUUGCUCCCUUUUUUUUAAUCACUUAAGACUAAUUUUAUUGUUCUUGGUACCCACCCAGAGCAUUUCAAGAACUACUGUAGCUGUAGGUUUAAAGUGUGAAAAUAUUUGAGCUAAAUUUGUUCCCUUUUUUUUAAUCACUUAAGACUAAUUUGCUAUCAUUUUAUGGUAUGAAUAUUGUGAUUCGCAAAAAACACUGCUAUUAGAUCAACAGUCCCUACUACACUGAAGUGUGUCAGGUUUGGAUAUCAUUAAUUAUCUUUUGUGAAAAAUGUGAUUAGAAUUAGUGUUGCCAUUCAUUAUUCAUGGGUAUAAGAUGACCUACCAGUGUGUGUAAGUGGUGGAGAAAAAAACAGUAACUUUAGAAUAAUGAAGUAGCAUGGUAUGAAUGUAUGAUGUAUUUUUAAAUAUGUUUUCACACAAAUAUGUUGAGUGAUUUGUUUAUUGACUAUUUACUAGUUAGUAAUUUGCCUAACUGACUGCUACAUCCUAGGACACCAACAUCUGCUAUCUUCCUUUCCUUUCAGAAAAACUCUUAUUAACCUUUUAAGUGAUAUGAUGAAAUAAGCAAUGGUGUUAUACUGAAUGAACAGUGUAUGGAAAAUACCAUCCAUUUUUCUCAUUAAUAGUAUCUUACUCUUACUUGAUGAUGGUAGGCCUUUUGUCUCGGAAUUUCUUCCUAUUAAGUUCAUUUGCAGUGAGCCUGCAAGGCAGAAACAUGUGUCGCAUAUUAAAAUAUGAUUGACUAGACAUCCCUUAUUUUUACCAGUGCUGUAUUUUCCAUCACAGCAGACUUAUCAAAUUUAAACCAACCAAGUUAAAAAUAGUAAUUUAUGAGAUGUCUGAAUUCGUCCAUCCUUGGAUAUGGUCUACAACUUCAUCAAGCUCACUCCUCUGAACAUUGUUAACGGCUCAUAAUAGACUAUGAUUUGAGAUUCAAAUUAUGCAGUUUUGACUACUAAAUCUGGAGUAUGAUCUGCUGCAGUCUUACUGUAACUUGCUGCAUGUCAUUCAGUUUUAGUUCUAUAUAAGUUUCAGUUGAAAGGCUAUAAUGUUAAAAACUUGAAAUGAAUCCACUGGUUCUGGCACUGGAACCUUUUUCUUAGAUGCAAAUAGUUCUAAAAUUGGUAAUGAUUUUAUGAAUAACAAACUCUGCAUUUGACUGUGUGAUCUGGUUAAACAUCCAAAGCGUCUGUAUGCCUCAAAUCUCUGCCAAGGAUGAGCAAUCCCCUCUUCAAUAUGUUCAUUUCCCCUUAUUUCUUGAAGUAUAUAUCCUAAAGAAUACAUAAUCACUUGUAUGAGGUACAUAGUAAAAAUCCACACCUAAAUGUAUGAUAAAACUGAUAGGAAUCUAUAAAUGUGUGCUAAAAUUAAUACUUUAGAAAUCCACAUGAGUUUUUGGUAUAUAUUUUGAUUUUAAAAUCACACCACUUUUUGGUAAAAUUUUCAAAUUCAGUGUGUAACUUUUCAAAAGUCAAUAAGGAUCCUUGGCUGAGGUAAUAAUAAGGCAGUAAUGCUGAUAAAGUAAAUACUAUACUAAUAAUGCAUCAUAAGUUACUACAUCUUGUGCAGUUUAUCCCAUAAUUUUAGUAUUUAGUAUCACUUAAGUUCAAUCUUUUUAUAAUAAAUGCCAGAUAGCUUCUUGGUAGCUAUGUUUUAAAAUCAGUAUGGGGUGACAGUAGAGAUAACUAUCAAAAAAGGAGUCCACAGGGAUUACAGUGUUUGAUACAAAAUGAAUGGGUAAGUAAUAUUCCAAAAAAGAAAAAAAAGGGACUUGGCUUGCAUAUUUGAUGGCUACCUUAAAAUUGCUUCCUGACUGUAGAAAAUAUAAAGCAAAGUAAAUGGUACUCUGUACUUUCUAUCGGUUUUAAUUUCAGUUGACAAGGCAUAACUUUAUCAUUUUUAGUUUCUUAGAAACCUAGUUAUUAUUUAUUAUAAAGGAUUAGCUUAUCCAGACUUCUGAGCCUAAUAAAGGCUCUUCUUGGGCUGAGGAACCUAGUAAAAUGUGUAAUUUACUAAAGCAAAAUGUGGUUUUCCAUUAAAAAAAAAACAUACUUGCACUAUCUUUCAGUUCUCCUUGAGAUAUUACCUAUAUUUUGUCAUGUUUUUAUGCUUCAAGCAACAGUUAAUUGAAAAACUCCAUAAUAUAAUUGAUGUUUUAAGAACAUGGCUAUCAAUUAUCAGUUACAAAACUACAGUUUGAUAUGUGGUGUUAUGGGCUUUAAAAAAAUUGGUCUACCAAUUUUAAAAAAGGACUAAUGGCAGUUUCAUUUAUGUAGUCUUUCAUAAGUAAAACUUCUGUAGAGGUCAAACUUUUGAAGGCUUCUUUAUGAAAAUGCUUUACCACUGAUUGCAGAGGUUAGGCUAACACUGAUUAUUUGAAAUUGAUUAACAACAAUUUGAAAUUAUUUUUGUCUAGUUUGAUGAACAAAGUAAACUCUUUUUUUGUUUUAAAUUUUUUCAUUGGUAUACUUCGUAAUAUCGAAUACAUACAGCAAACACCAUGAACUUUAUUUCUAUAAGAAUUAAAGUUCUUCAAAAGAAAAGAAAAAGUUGGAUUUGUAAGUUUUGUUAUAUCAGUUGGCAAUAGUGAGGUCAGGAUUGAAUAAAUCAUUAAAAAAAAUCUUGGUAAUGAGGUGAGCUGACAAAAAAAGAAUCGUAAUACUACUCUUCUUAAUUCAUAUGGGGUGAAGGUUUAAGAUUUAAGUAAUGUCAUAUUAAUAUCAGUAUUAACAACUGGCAGAAAGAAAUCAAACUGUGAUCAGUGUUACAGAGGAACUGAAGCUUAAGUGUCAGGUAAUGGGAUACAGCAGACUUUUUGUAUUAAACCAAUUCAUAAUAUAGCAAGCAUACUGUAACAGGCCUCUCUUUACUGAAUGUUUUUAAGAGAUAAAGUUGUGAUGUCAGCUUGCUUUAAGAAACAAAGCUGCAAUGUCAGUUUGCACACUUUAAUUGGUCUAAAGCAGUAAGGAAAGGUCAAUUCAGGAAUCGACAAAAGAAUAGGCAAUAGCCAUGGACUGAAUGUUUUACUAAGGCAAAACAAUUGUGCCCUCAUUUUCAUUGCACUUGGUAAGUCAUUUUGGGAAUGCCAUGUACUUAAAAGAAAGCUUUAAUUAAUUAAAGUCCUGGAAAUGGGCCUUUAAAUACAACCUUCUGUUGCAGAUGUAUUUAUAAGGCUGCUUGCAUACGAUCAAACUUUGUUCCUUGUGAUGUCAGAAGUGGAGAAACUGCGGCCAAAGUUUGCCCACUGUUUCUCUGCUUCUGACGUCACAUUGAACAAAGUUCAAUCAUGUGGACGUACCCUUAAAGUGUUGCAUUCCAAUAUCAACUGAUAAGGUUUGUAUUUUUUGUAAAAGCUGCAACUAUAAAUACAUAAGGUCUGAUGACACCAUACAAACAAAACAAAUAAGGUUUGAUGAAAAAUUUAAGUUUAUAUUAACUUAAUAGUUGUAAUGUAUGUAAAAAUAUAUGGAUGUGUCUUUCUGUAAUGAGUUAGAUUUAUUAACAAAACUUUUAAUAUGAAAUAUUUAUUUAUACAUGGCACAGUGCUUCUAUGUUCAUUACUUUCAUGGAUGGAUAUUGUCGAAUACUAAAGCAAAAGUCUUCAAGUGUUGCUCUACAUGUGGCGUGAUGUUUGUGGUUGGGAGAAUAGUGCAAACUAUGUAAAGGUCAAGGUUUCUGAUAAGCAGGCAUGUGCAUUGUCUUUAUUAACUGAAUCCAAGAUAAUUGGGAGUUUGUGAUAUGCUAUUAAUAUUAUUAUGAAUGUAUUAAGUGAUUUGCAUAGUACUGUGGAAGCAGUAGUAUAAGCAAGUUAUGUAGAAUGGUAAAUCUGGUAUUGGGCAAUAGAAACUAAACACUCAUUAAUCAACAGCUGUUAUUUGAUUGAAGAAAUGUGUUAGCUUCUACAGCAACCGGAUUCUUCUUGCAUUGUAAAUUUUUUUUUCUCUUUCUUGUAGACACAGGUCUUAUUUAAUUUUCAGGAGAUUCUGCAGGACUUGUAAAUCUACUGACAUUAAUUAUAGCUGAUAUGAAUCAUACUAGCUUUUAGCGGUAAAUCCAUUCUUUAGUUUCCAUGUGCCUAUGUGAUUGAAAAACACAAAAAUAAUUGUACUGUAUUUAAUUUUAAAGUCUAUGUAGUUGUCUUGAAGGGAAGUGCUGCACAGUCAUUAUUAGUGGAUACAGUGACCCUUGUGACCUACUGUAAUUUGAAGAGUUCUGUGAUGGCCAGGCCCAUGAUAGCCUAUGAUUUUAGUGCAUUAGUAUACAUGUACUUAUAAUGAGUCAGUCAAAAUUCUUUUGACUGCUGAUCUUUUCUGUUACUGAGGGUUUUGAUUCUGUUGUGAAGACCUCAAUGGCUAUGAAUCAUAAACGGGCUAUUUAUGUUGCAAUGUGGAUAAAUGAAAGAGGAUUCAUUAACAGCAAAAUUUUUCCCUAGCAAAUGUUGAUAAUACAGUAAAUACCCUUGAGAUUGAAUAAAAUUAGAUACGUACAUUUGAUACAUAUGUCUGGCAGAUAUCUAUAUUGAAGAUAUUAACUUGUGUAUUUUACCCACAAAAAAAUUCAUUGAAGUAAAGGGUAGUAUUGUUUAUGCUUUGUUGUGGCACUGCCAGUUAAUUGUGUUGUUUUCACUGGCUUUUUUUCACAGUCUUGACUACUUAUAUUUAAUUGACUAUGUCAGUAGUAAAGAUAUUCAUACAAGUACAGGAGAUAUACUUGUGAACUGUAGACUGUUGGGAGUGAAUUGUUAUACUUUUGCUUUUGAGUAGUGAAUGGUGUUUAUUCUAAUUUUUAGUUAUUAGUACAUUGUUUUACACUGAGUUGGGUAGAACUUUGCUGAUUAUGUAGUGUGUCCUUUUACUUUAAUUCUCACUAAUGUACAUGGAUUUGGCAGAAGAGUAAGCUGUGAUUCAGUUCUAAGUUGGCCAUAUUGCCUAAUAUUACUUUGCAGAGGAGACAAUAGUGAUUAAUCUCUACUUGUGGUGUUUAUGUCCUGUUAUACAGGAGCCUUUGCUGGCUUUAGUACUUAUGACUAAUGUUGCAUCUAUACAUUACUACUUAAUUAUAUUGCUUAGACCACUUAAUGCCACUCAUGUAUUAUAAGUAUUAUGAGGUAUAAUUACCUAGAAAAGAUUAGUACAUUCUAGGUUAUAGUUGGUUUGACAAAAAGUGAAAUUUUUUCUCAUUACCCAUGACAAUUUGUGAUGAUAAUUAGGGUAAUUUAAAAUUCGUGGGUGAUUUUAAUUUAAAUAUAAGUAAAUUGCAUGGCUAGCAAUACCACUGCCAAUGGUGAAUUUGAACUGCAGUUUGGUUGCUGUUAAGGGAAUUUUAACAUUGGGAUGACAUUUUUGCUACUCUGACUUCAGUACAGUACUUCUCAUAUGAUUGAUUACACUGAUAUUUCUUGCAGUUUGAGGUGAACCUGCAAGAUUGCAAUGGUAUAAAUUUAUGGGCAUGCAGCAUCAGUCUAAGUACUGCAGCCUAUUUCUUGUUGCUUUUGAAAUGUGUAAAUGUGAUUAAAACCAGAGAUUUAGGUUUCUGUGUCUGAUGUCUAUUUUUAUAGAAAUGUUACUUGGAAAAGUAAAACAUUUUAGACUAUCUUCAAAUUUACAAGUCAACACUUAGUCAUGCCUUAACAUUAGCAUUUUACUUGUAUAAAGGAGCUUGUGGAAUAAUAAGUAUGAUAGCUUGUCUUGCCUUGUCUUGUAGGAAGUUCCAUAUAAUGUUUAAUCCUCUCAUUGUAAAUUUUAUUCAUGAUCUUAAUUCAUGUACUUGUGACGGGUUUUGUGUUGGCUCUUGACAUAAUGUUUUGCAGGAUUUAGGAUUCUACAUCCUCAAAAGCUUUUGUUAUUGUUUCCCUAUCUCAAGUUUACUAAGAUUCCAAGGCACAUGCAGUAAUUUUGUUUGGUGAGAUGAUUCAAAUUUGUAUAGCUCAUAGUGUGCAUGAUCGAUGGUACUAUUCACUGAAAAGUUGCUGGUUGUAAAAGAAAAAUUCUUAGUUUACUAUACAUAGUCAUUUGAUCAUAUUUCAGAUAAUGUCCAGAUAUGGCUGUCUGUAGUAUUGUUCUUUGUUUGUAAGCUAAAGGUUGAGCCUCUAAAAUUCAACAAGUCAAUUGAAAUGAUAAAGUCAUCUAGUGACAUUCUUUGGGGCACAGUUCAUUUAUUUUAGUACUUUUGUUAGUUAUCUGAAAAUGUUAUAAUGUCCUUUUUCAGUUUGGAUACUGUGUACAAGAAGCAGUUGGACAUUAUUCCUAUUUUUUCUCUACAAAUGUUUAUUGUACCUGAAAGUUCCCCCACUUUGAAUAUCCUGUUUUGCUAAAAUACUCAUAUACAUAUUCCAUAUUUGGUCUUGUUUCUCCUGUAGACAUUUAAAAGUAAGAAAUAAAGACAAAGUAACGGUGGUUUUAUUCACUUUCCAUUUGGUUGGCGAGCUAAAAUUACAUUAGCCAAAUCUUACUGUAAUACAAGCCUUUAAGCAAAGGAAUAAAUGGUAUUGUAUUUAGCACCAAUUUUCAUCUCUGAAUUAUCUUUGUAGUGAUAAGAGGUCUUAAAGAUGGCAAAAACUCGGCUUAGUAUAAGAAGAUUUGUACUUUUAUCUGAGAUUUAUGUUAUAGUGCAUUUGUUUGCAGUCUCUGCUUUAUGUUAAGACUUAUGCUUUAGUUAGGAUCUUGAAGUAUUACCCUGUAUUUGUGCUAUGGGCAGUAUGGACCUCUACUCAACUAUAUUUUUCACCAUGGAAAAACAUUUUGUAACUUUAGAAACCCCAAUGUACUUCCCUAAUGACAGUGUAAGCUUGAUUUUACUUUGAGGCUUUGUGCAAUGUAUUGUUAUCCAGUGAAUAAAUUAGGAAAAGUGAUUUUCAUGUUGGUUAUUGCCAAUAAAUCAUGAUGUGUGUCAUAGCAAAGAUGAUAAAAACUCAUUGCAGUGUUCUCCAAAAUGUGCUCAGUAGUAUUUGCUGUGGUACCUGUUAUAUGGACAAGUAGCCAGUUUUGAGUAUAAUAGAAAUCUCCACUAAAGGAGAAAAACAGUGUGGAUAAAAAGAAAAUGUUAUCAACAGUAUUGCAUAAAUGAUUGUGUUCUGGUAUUACAAAACUGGUUAACAGCUGUUAUGUAGUUACAAUAGAAGAAUAGAUAAAAUAUAUCUGUUGUUUUGCAGUUUGUAUCACACUGUGUUUCAUGGCAUGUAAUGCAUCUAUGCCUUAUGUUUACAAAUGGUUUGUGUUCUGUCUUUUUGUGACAUUUAAUCUUAUACUGUACUUUUGAGUAGCGGUGAAAAGGAAACAUUAGGUUCGUCUAAAUUUUUUUUAUAUUUUUGUUUUAAUUGUUCCAUGAUUUGACCAAGGAUUCUUAGUCUAUUUAUUAUUUGAGGAUUACAUUAUUACAUAAUUAUUUUGUUUCAUUUAAGAAAUGCACUGACUUCUCAUUAAAAGUUAAUUUUCUUAUAUUAAAUGUAAGCACAGGAGUUAUUUUAAUAACUGUAUCUUUGGAUCAUCCUAAGUUUCUUAAAUUUAUCUCAAUAUGGUAUGAAAAUAGUGUAAUGUUUCUCCCGGAUACGAUGGUACAGUAUUGUAAUUUUGGCUUGGGUAAGUAUACUGAAGUGCUAAUCAUAUUUAUAUUUAUUCCAGUAGAGCUUUGUUGCUGAUACUAUUGCUAUAUUGUGUUCACUGGGCUUAUUUAUUUGAUAGGUUAACUGGCUAUGCUUUCUCCAUUACCAUAUUUCUUGUACUGUAUUUUGCAUCUCGUGUAAAUAGAGCUGUUUACAGCCCGUAUAUAAUGAUGCUGUACUAUUUUUUUUUUUUCUGUAAAUGUUGCAUAUGGAAGAAAAUUUAUUUGUAAAGAAUUUCGUUUGGUACAGUGUUAUUUUUUCUUUAGUUCAUGAAUUGUUUGUUAACUAUGAAAUAGAGCAUGCUGUAAAUAUGUAUCCUAUUAAUGGGAAGCUUUAACCCUGAGUAAUGCAGGAUUGAUAGGCUUUAUUAGGUCCUAAUUACCAGAUGUAUUAUUCUUCCCCGUCCCAAGUUUUUUUCUUAGCGCAUUGCCAGAUUCUGUACAAUUAUAUUUUUUAAAAGCUUUGUGUCUUGAUAUCUUUGGCCUUGUGCUCCAUGCAAUUAAAUUUUAGAUUUCUUCA